CGAAGGGCGCGACGGAGAGGCAGGAGGCGGCGAGAGACGGAGGGUUCGAGGCUUAGGAAGGGAGUCCCGGGAGGGGGUAAGGAGGUUGGACCAGGUGGGAUUCUUCCUCUCCGGGUUUCUCCGGAUCGAAGAAAUGGCUCCUCCGAUUCUUCUACUGGGUUGCGGGGUGAAUGAUUGAACUGGUUGCAGGAGAGAAACGGUGAUGAUAAAAGGGCUGCAAUUUGGCGUCAGUUUAUGCUAACUGUGCCAUAAAACUGAAGGUGCUGAAAAGGAAAAACCUGACAUCAUCUGCCUACAAAGUCUGUGCAGAACCGAAACCACCAUGUCAAAGCUUGCCCAAGCUGGCAAAGCGGCAGUGAAGAUGACAGGUGGAGGAGUGAUCCGGUCAAUCAUCAAAGCUGGACAGGCUGUUCCAGGUCCACCUCUAGGACCUGUUCUUGGACAGUACGGCAUUCCCAUCGGACAAUUCUGCAAGGAUUUCAACGAGCGGACCAAGGACUUUAUACCAGGCAUCCCGCUGCCCACCAAAAUCGUCAUAAAGUCUGACAGGUCUUAUGAACUUCAGAUAAACAAACCAACAGCCACCUACUUUUUACUUUCGGCAGCUGGGAUAGAAAAGGGAGCUUCAUCACCUGGACACGAGAUAGCCGGGAUGGUGACCCUGAAGCAGCUGUACGAGAUAGCGCUGGUGAAAUCCCAGGACCACUCAAUUGUGAUCCGCGACUGGCCGCUGGAGACGAUGAUCAGGUGCCUGAUAGGAACCGCCCGAUCGAUCGGCAUCGAAGUAGUGAAAGAGUUAAACCCCGAAGAAUAUGGAGUCUUUCUGAAGGAGCGCGAAGAGAGGUUGGCAGCCGAGGAGGAAGCCCGAGCAGCUGAACGGUUAGCGAAGAAAAAAGAGAUUGUUGCAGCUGCUACAACAGCCUGAGAGGUAGAACCCUUGGGAAAGUGAUACUCUAAGCAUCCUCUCAUGGGAGCUGAAUUUUGCACAAAAUCCUGCAGGCUGAAGAAGGAAGAACUCCCCCGUGGCAAGGGACAGGGAGCUGCGAAACCUGGGUUGCUUGUGUGAUUAUCGUCAAGACACUUUUAAAUGAAUCACGGCAAACCAAAAUCUUUUCCCACGUCCAGCUUACAACGAUACGUCUUGGUUGGUCAUUCAGAUUCCUGGCUUCUGCCUUUCUUUUCUUUUUCUUUUUUCCUAUUUUUAUUUUAUUCAGAAAUAAAACGUUAAAAUACAAAAACUCUCACUGGGGAGAGUAAGAAUUUUCCCAUGCCGCUAGCCGCUUCUGUAUGAAAGAAUUGAGGUCGUGGAUGAUAAUUUCCCCAUUUGUUUGCGUUCAGUCCUGUUGCCCUUCCUUCCCUCCCCAGCAAAUAUUUUUCUCGCCCUGAAAAAUAUUUUCGGCACACCUCAAAAAAAAACCCAAAACCUCGCAAAUCUCUUUUCUACAGGUUUAAGACCACGUUUUACACUAAGAUGUAUCAUUCAGUGUCCACCAGAGGUCCCACUAAGGAUGCUGACCUGAUGACAAUUUACUGCAGUCAUUCAGUUUUUAAAAAAAAUAUAAAAUAUCACACUGAUUGUAAUAUAUGAAUCUUCUCGGGAGAAAUGGGCAUAAUUUGGUGUAGUUUGGGAACGAGGAAGAGAAUUAUUGUCGGUGGUUUAUCAGUGAGGUAUAAAUGUGUCACGCUACAGUGUUUCCCCGAAAAUAUGACCUACCUUGAUUUUUACACGUCAUUACUUCCUUACCCUUCUACCAUCAUGUUGUGACCUAGGCCCAAGUAGUUAUUACCAGAUGCAAUCAGUCCUAAACAAACAUAUUUUAUUAGAACAGCUGAGAAUUACUUCAUUCUCAGCUUAGUCCGAACUAAUUCCAAAAUAAAUCUUUCAGAAAAAGUCCUUCGGCCUUAUCACAAACCUUUGUCUUCUUUAGCACCCUGCCAAAGGGUUUUCUUGGCAAAGCCCCACGAAGUUCAGAAACUAGAUGCCGACGAGAAACAAUUGUAGCAACGUUGCUUUCCUUCAAAGAGCCCAAGAGCUGUUGCUGCUCUGUUAAGCCUUAUGGGAGUGGCCAAUCAUCUCCUGGCCUUACUCCUGAGUCGUCCUUUUUGCUUUAGCUGCUCUUGCCUUCUGGCAAUUCUUCGCAUGCGUGCACUAGGAACAGGCUAUAGCAGGGGUUGCCAACCUUUCGGACUUCAAGGACCACUAAAUUCAUAAUUUUAAAUCCCGAGGACCAUAUGAUUUUUUAAAAAAUGAUAAAUAGUAUUUAGUGCAAUAUAAAAAUGCAAAUAAUUUUUCUGCGGACCACCAAAAUUUUCUCACGGACCACCAGUGGUGACCACUGCUCUAUAGCGUCAUUUUGAGGAUAGGAGUUGAAACAGUUUAUGUCCAGGAUGUGAAGGGUCUGUAAAUAUUUUCCCAGCCCUCUUUUUGACUUCUGCAGUAUACAGGUCCUCCAUGGAAGGCAGGUUGGUAGCCAUUGUUUUUUUUCUGCAGUUCUAAUGAUCCUCUGAAGUCUGUGUCUGUCUUGUUGGGUUGCAGAACCAAACCAGACAGUUAUGGAGGUGCAGAUGACAGACUCAAUAAUUCCUCUGUAGAACUGGAUCAGCAGCUCCUUGGGCACUUUGAGCUUUCUUAGUUUAGGAAGUUUACUAAUAUUCUCCACCAAUUCCCUUCACCAAAAUUCAGAACGGUCCCAAUUAAAUCCAGCCACUAGCAAGCCAAGGCUAAGAACCAAAGGUACAAGUAGAAGAUUAGGAGAGAAACCUGAUUUUGAAAACAGUAACUGUCCGAGGGACCUUGGAGUCCUAGUGGACGAUUACUCAAAACAGGGAUCUCCAAACUUGGCCACUUUUAAGACUUGUGGACUUCAACUCCCAGAAUUCCUCAGCCAGUACGGGAGCUGAAGUCCACAAGUCUUAAAAGUCGCCAAGUUUGGGGACCCCAGACUUAAAACAUGAGCCAGCAGUAAAAAAAAAAAAAAACACCACCCACCCACCUAACUGAAUUGCUGCAGUUAAGUUGGUGACACGGUUGUUAAGCGAACCCAUUGACUUUUGCCUGCCGCAAGGUCGCAAAAAAAUCACGUGACUUGGGACAUGUCCCAAAUACAUAUCGAGCACCUGAAUUUUGAUUGUGUGACCUGGGGAAUACCGCAACAGAUGUAAGCAUGAUUACCCAUUGCAAGUUACUUUUUCUAGUGCGGUUAUCGCUUCGAGCAGUCGCUAAACGAAUGUUCGUAAGUCGAGGACUAUGUGUAUAUUGGCUGACUCCCCCCACUCUUCCCCCCCAAGCAGAUUUAACCCUAGCCCUGGAUUUAAACACAAGGAUUGUGCUCACACAAUUAGGUGUGUCCAAACUAACUUACAACCUCGGCGUACGACCAGAUAUUGAAUUCCACUGGUCUCUUUUUUUUUUAACAGUUUGUUUAUAUAUUUUCACAUAAGUGCUUAGUGAACAGCGUAUUAACAGAUGAACAGAGUUGGAAGGGACCUUAAAGGUCACUUAGUCCAACCCCCUGCCCAAGGAGGAGGUCCUACACCAUUUUUGACAAAUGGCAGUCCAAUCUUUUCUUGAAAGUCUCAAGUGAGGAAGCUCCCACAAUAUCCGAAGGCAACUUCUGUUCCAUGGGUUGAUUGUUCUCACGGUCAGGAAAUUUCUCCUUAUUUCCAGGUUGAAUCUCUCCUUGAUCAGUUUCCAUCCAUUGUUCCUUGUCUGGCCUUCAAAGGUGCUUUGGAGAAUAGCUUGACCCCCUUUCUCCUCUCUGGGGCAGCCCCUCAAAUAUUGGAAGAUGCUCUCCUGUCUCCCCUGGUCCUUCUCUUCACUAGACUAGCCAGGCCCAGUUCCUGCAAUCGUUCAUCCGUAUGUUUUAGUCUCCGGUCCCCUAAUCAUCCUGGUUUGCUCUCCUUGUGAAUUGUCUGGUUCAAUUUAUUUGUAUAUACUAAUACUUUUCCCAUUCCUAAUUUCAACCUCUACUAUCCAACCAUUUAUAAAACAAUCUAAUUUUUUUUUUAAUUACAUCGUCCUCUGUAGAUGUUUCCUCAUUUUUCCAGUACUGUGCAAAUACAAUUCUGGCUGCUGUCAAAACAUUUAAUAUUAAGUAUAGGUUUCCUUUAUCAUACUUUUCAGGCAUUAUGCCUAGCAAAAAUAUUUCUGGCUUAUAAUCUAUGUGUUGUUUUAACAUUUUUUCCAACCAUGUAUGUAUUUCUUUCCAAUAUUUCUUUGUUUUUACACAUGGCGUAAGCGCACCAGCAUGCCUACCAUCCCUGUCUUAAUGUUUUAUUCGUAUCCUUUACAUGUAUUUAUAAUUAUGUUUACACUUGUAUCUGUCAUAAAAUACAUGCUUGAUAAAAUAAAUAAAUAAAAUACGA
Ahaetulla prasina is the source of this 4365-nucleotide messenger RNA. RefSeq names its product mitochondrial ribosomal protein L11 (gene MRPL11). Gene Ontology annotation, molecular function: large ribosomal subunit rRNA binding; structural constituent of ribosome. The transcript has 7 exons. The record is from RefSeq and is a predicted model, not a curated record. Gene Ontology annotation, cellular component: ribosome; mitochondrial large ribosomal subunit. NCBI's taxonomy places the organism in Eukaryota, Metazoa, Chordata, Lepidosauria, Squamata, Colubridae. Gene Ontology annotation, biological process: translation. Bases 323 to 925 code for a protein of 200 amino acids.